Molecule: messenger RNA, 321 nt
Organism: Penicillium samsonianum
Lineage: Eukaryota; Fungi; Ascomycota; Eurotiomycetes; Eurotiales; Aspergillaceae
Exons: 3
Coding region: 1-321 (106 amino acids)
Biological process (GO): NAD+ metabolic process
Cellular component (GO): mitochondrial outer membrane
Molecular function (GO): kynurenine 3-monooxygenase activity; NAD(P)H oxidase H2O2-forming activity; flavin adenine dinucleotide binding
Source: RefSeq, a predicted model, not a curated record
AUGCAGUCUGAAGUUCUGAUACCUGUCCGCCCCGCUCAGCAGGUUUCCCCUGGUAAGGCAUUGACAGCUAUCAAGCCGGAAAGGCUUCCCCCAUCUUCAAUUCAAUCCAAAGCCCAAGUCACACAGAAGUAUAUGUCUAGCAGCCUAAAACUUGUCAUUGUAGAGACCGGUCCCGUGGGGACCCUGGCAGCACUUUAUGCCGCCAGUCGAGGGUGGAAGGUGGAAAUAUACGAGCUCCGGGCGGACGCUCGUCUCUUGAAAAAUUCCGUCGCUGGCGAAAGGGCUUCGAUCAGUCUCGCACUCGAGAGAUGUGUAAUGUAA